This is a messenger RNA of Pocillopora meandrina, 6375 nucleotides long. NCBI's taxonomy places the organism in Eukaryota, Metazoa, Cnidaria, Anthozoa, Scleractinia, Pocilloporidae. The record is from the annotation of a GenBank genome assembly.
UCGAGGAUAGUCUUGAUGCAUUGCGGUCCUAUGAUUUCGUGCUUCGGACUCAAUCCCACAACCCAUUGCAAUUCCAAGUCAAGCUUGCUUUUCACGUGUGCUUUUCUUUGGUUUCAUUGUGGAGUUGUUGUUUUCGGGCCAAAAGAAGCGUUUUUCAGAGAUUAAGAAGAGUUUCCUGGUCUGGCAGAAAGGCCCGGUAUCUUGAGGGCGUCAAGACACACAUGGCAUCAACAGAAGAAGCGGUAAAAAGUGAGAAUUCGUCCGCCCAACCAGGUAACCCAUCGGAAACAGCGAAACCAGCUCAGCCCGUUGCCACAAAUCCAGUGACAUCUACUGGCGCUGUAAAGGUGAUAAAAGUUUUCCAGUUUUUGUCUUGUUUCACUUUUUUUCUACUUCCCAAAUUAAAUUACAUUCAUACGUCUUGAUUGGUUUGAAAAACUGUGCUGCACUUGGUUUAAUGUCGACUUCGCGAUAAAAACCAGUUACAUUUACAGAUUAAUUUUCUGAAUGAUGCUUGGCGUAGAACAUGAUGCUUUGUUUUAUUUUUUUAUUCUUUGCAGCUUAAGGGAAUUAACGUUACGAUUAGAAAGCCUAAUUAUUUCUGUUGGAAAUCAAUGAUUAAAGGGAUUAUUUUGAUGCAUGGUUCAGUCGUUAGCUUAGAUCGUCUCUGUAAGUUACAUGCUCCUCAUUGGAAACCACAAACUUGUCACGAACGGUAUGAUAUGAUGGUUGACAAGCAGUUUAACUCGAUAUUAAGUUACGAUUUAUCUUAACAUAGUUAAUUGUAACUAAUACUUUGGAAUCGCAUAAUCCCAUUACAAAUGACUGUGCAGUUAUAUCCUGUGUGAGACUUGGUACCACAAUUUUACAGUCGUCAUUUCAGUGACUUGUCACAAUGUAUGGAAAUAGCUUAGUCUUCAAACCAACUAUAACCCUGUCUGUAGCGUCAGGCAGAUGCACACAUGAUUUUUCCUUUGUUACCAUACAUUUCACACAGCAGAAUUGCUUUUGCGCACAAACGAUCUUGUAGAGUUCUGUACUCAGCAGACUGGACUCGAACUCAAUCCAGUACAUGAAUCUGGUGCAAAGUACAGGAAGUUGUAUGUUACCAAGUUUUUUAUUGAUUUAUCAGAAGUGUUAGAAGGGGGGGGGGAAUAGUAAUGGAUGUUCCACUUUUCAACAGUAGAAGGGAGAGUGUCCCAAACAUAUUGUCAAAUAUUGUUGCUUGCAUGCAUUUGCUUUUGUGUCUCUGUACAAUGUAUAUCAUUGUAUAAGACUUUGAAUGGAUCACUUUUUAACUUUUAAUUGUGGCAAUUUUGUGGUUUUAGAAUUAAAUUCUUCUUAUUUUUCUGACUCUUUCACUCAGAAGCCAAACUAUAUACUGAAAUACACCUUAUCAGGACAUACAAAGGCCAUCUCAUCUGUGAAAUUCAGUCCAAAUGGAGACUGGCUGGCAAGUUCGUGUAAGUUUUGAUGAUGAUUACAUCUGACUUUUCUUUGCAAGUGAUGCUCUUAUGGUGAUGUUGACUUUCUCCACACAUAGUUUGAUAUGAGCCCUUUGCUGUGAGGUCCAGCUCUUCAAAAUUAGUUUAAGCAAUUUUUACCUUUUUCAACUUCUUAGUUCUUAAAUAAAUAAACAUUUCCUUAACCCUAUUUUCAUGUGAGUUGUUAAAUUUUCCCACCAGCAGUGAGAUAACAUUGUACACACUGCUUUCCAAGACAGUGAAACACUGUAAUUUGUUUCCUAAGAUAAAUUUCUAUACUCUGUUAUAAUUAUCUAUCUCUCUAUCACUUAGAGAGAUAGAUUCCAACAUCUUAAUGAUGUGAAUGAAGAUGUUAAAUUUUAAGCCCAUGGCACUCCUAGUUUCAAAAUUAAAGGGCUAUAAUUACUGAUUGUAAAAUCUUUGAGACAUGAACAACAACCAUAAUCCUUCUACAUUAUGUAAACUUUAGGUUUGAUCAUUUUGGUAACUUGCAAAUUGCAAUUGCUUAUUGCAUUGUCUUGUAAUAAGAUUUGAUUUUAAUGUUACAGCUGCAGACAAGUAUAUAAAAAUAUGGGGAGCUUAUGAUGGAAAAUUUGAGAAAACAAUCUCAGGACACAAACUGGUAUGAGAAAUUUGACUUGUUUGUGAUAUUAUUUCUCUUUGACUGCCACUUCCUGGUAAAUCUCCCCUCAUUAUGGGAAAGCUUGUGGUUGUCAAUAUAAAAGUUUUAUUAAAUCAGGGUGUUAUAAAAUAAGCUUAUUCUGUGUUAAUGAUACAUGUGUGUAUUCUUCAAAUUUAAAUAUUUUGUAAUUAAUUUACCAUUUAUAUUCUUAAUGGUAUACGGUGUUUGUUUUCCUCUUGAAGCAAAACUGAAAGAAGGAACAAGCAGGCAUCCUGGUAUUUAUUGUCUUUGUUUUUUUUCUCAGGGUAUUUCAGAUGUGUCUUGGUCUUCAGAUUCAAAGCUACUUGUCUCCGCAUCUGAUGAUAAAACACUAAAAAUUUGGGAUUUUGCCACUGUAAGUCAUUGGCCAUGUUCAUAGCCAAUAAUUUGUAGCGAUUUUGUGAUUUCUUUGAUUUAACUUCACACGAGCUUGGUGUGCAUUUUUUUAAAAUGCAUAGUUGUUUGUAGUAAAUUUAUUAGUGUAUUUAUGGUGACUGUUUAACUCCCUUAAGCAUCCAAAACAGAAUUUCUUUUUACAAUAUCAAUACAUUAUCAAGUAGACUAGUAACACAAGAAUGAAGAAAAAUGUAAUUUAAGGGAUUAUUGGUUAAUCCAAUACCAAAUUCUCCAAACUAACAUUAUGAGAGUUGUUUGGUUGGCAGUAAGGAGAAUUAUUAAUCAGAUCUUGGUUUUCUCAUUCUAGGGGAAGUGUCUGAAGACACUCAAAGGACACAGUAACUAUGUGUUUUGUUGUAAUUUCAACCCUCAAUCUAACCUCAUUGUGUCUGGAUCGGUGAGUACCAUAACUGUUAUUCCAGGUCUGAAAUUAAUUAUCUUGCUUGUUGAUGUGACAUUUGUGUUUUCGUUUUUUUUUGUAUGAAAACUUCACUUUUAUCAAGCAUUGUUAACAGCAAUGCAACAUGAAUUGUUAUUCAUUUCACAUUUACGAACAGGGAAGUUCUAUAUUAGUAAAUUAAUUCUGAUUGGCUAGUCAUGCCCUCCAACUCGAGGAAAUCCUCAUUAAGCAAGUGCUUUUAGGUUAUAAACUCCUUGAAGAAUUUGUUCCAAAUUUCUCAGCCUAAUCUUUCUUCAGUUUGAUGAGAGUGUACGUAUUUGGGAUGUCAAGACAGGAAAGUGCUUGAAGACAUUACCAGCUCAUUCAGACCCUGUGACAGCGGUAAGAAUGUUUUUUUUAAUUUGAUAAGUGCAAGUUUAGAUUGCAGUAGCAUUAAAAUUCUUAUGCUGUAUUGAUCAUGGAAUUCAAAGUAUGUUUCCCUUUACAACUCCACUUUUUUAAUGAAAUAUGAUUCCUCUCUUCCAUUACUGUCAGUAGCAGUAAGCUACACUAUAGUUCACUUGAAUUUUCACAGCCUGAUCCCUGUUAAAUCAAGGCUAGUAAUUCUGGUUCAUGUAAUGAUUUAUUCAUCUAAGUUCAAGUUAAGAUAGCAGUAGCAUUAUACUCCUUACACUGUAUUGAUUUUCCCAGCCUAUGCCCCAUUAAGUUAAGGCUGGUAAUUCUGGUUCAUGUCAUGAUUCAUUUAUUUUGCCUGUUUGCUCCUUUUGGUCAGGUAUGUGGAUACCAUUAACAAGUGUUCUAUAUACUAUAGAAUGGUGAACUUAAGUUGAUGUUUAUUCAUUAAGAUAUAUUUUUGUGACUUUUCAUGAACAGGUUCAUUUCAAUAGGGAUGGUGCUUUGAUUGUGUCAAGCAGUUAUGAUGGCCUCUGGUGAGUUUAAAAUGUUGCUUUUCUGAUAUUCUUUUGAUAUUACCUGCAUGAUACAGUUUUGAUUUGAAUUUUUUAUCUGUUUUGUUUUGUUGAAGAUCAUUUGUCUCUUAAAAGUGUCUCUUAUUAAAUUCUUCACUGCUCAUCAACACCAGUUCUUCUAUUCAUUCCAAGGGUCAACUACUUUACACUUUGGGAUCGUGCCUUUGUUCAUGCUGCUCCUGUUUUAAGGAACUUGUUACUGUUUUCAAUUAGAACAUGUAGCACCCUUGCCACUUUAAUAAAACAACUUUCUUUUUGGGAAAGCUCUCUGUAGAAGCUUGUAGUCCUUAUGUAAAGUGCCUAUGAAUGUGUUUGUAGUUUUAGCACUAUGGUCAUUACUAUUAUUAUUAUUUACAUGUAGUUUGACUGUUUUUUUCUUCAGUCGUAUUUGGGAUACAGCUUCAGGGCAGUGCCUUAAAACUCUAAUAGGUAAGUGAAACUGAGUUGUUUAUUAUUAUUAUUGUUAUUGUUAUUAUUAUUAUUAUUUGAAAUGUACAUAAUUAAAAUAUUGAUAGUGAUUCCAUCGCUGACUUAUGAAAUGUUGGAUCUUUUCUUAGAUGAUGACAACCCACCAGUAUCAUUUGUGAAGUUUUCACCCAAUGGAAAGUAUAUAUUAGCAGCCACAUUAGACAAGUGAGUUUAUCUGCCAUGGCCAAUUUUGUGUAUGGAGUGUUAGAGCAUUUGCUGUAAGUGGCAAUAUUCCAUGGAAAUUCCUUUUGGGUACUUGAAUGAAAUAUAUCUCUUUCAUUUCUUUUCAGUACAUUGAAGUUGUGGGAUUACAGCAAAGGAAAGUGCUUGAAAACCUAUACAAGUCACAAGAAUGAGAAAUACUGUAUUUUUGCAAAUUUCUCAGUAACUGGUGGCAAGGUACUGUAUAACUGUGUAGAAUUUGUUUUUGUUGUUGUUGUUGUUGUUGUUGUUGUUCAGUUGAUACUUUGAUACUUUGAUACUUAAUUUUAUUUCAAAAGAGCCAAUUAUUAUACCUUGGGUUGUAACUCUACCAGAACACUUUUUAGUGCAUUGUCCAAAUAUAUUUAGGGUUACAAUAUUGUGGUUUAUUAGUAUAGGAAACUUGCAUAACCAGCCUGACCCUUUAACUCCCAAAACUGACAUAUGUAUAAUUUCUGCCUAUGAUAUCCAUCUAUUAUCCAGUAAACAGGUAAUGAGAAUUCUUAAAUCUGUCAGCAAUAGUUGUUAUCUUGAUCCAACUCCAAAAUUUUUGUAACUUCUCUAGAAGGAAAUGUUUAGCAGUGAGAUGGAAGAAUUAACAAUCAGAUCUUAAAACUAAUUGGGACUUGGUGAUCAUUGUCAUGCUUAACUUGAGGCAGUUUGGUUUUAGUACCUGUGAGCUUUCACAAGCUCUAAGAAAUACGUACCCUUGUUCUGAAUGGUCGUUGUGAUUGCUUUGCUUAUUUAGUAUACUUAAAAGUGUUCUUGGACAUUGUAGCCCAAACUUAGUUGUAGAUUGAGAACAGCCAUUUCACUGUAAGGGAUAUCUUUUCUUCAGUAAAAUUCAGGAGUGUUACAUGUAGAAGAAUAUUGCUUUUGGCAGCUUCUUAUCAUGAUGAUGAUGUUUAUUUUGUGUUCACAGUGGAUAGUGUCUGGGUCAGAAGAUAACCUGGUGUAUAUCUGGAACCUGCAAUCCAAAGUGUGUUUUGUUGUGGAACAUAAUAAAAUAAAAGGUUUCUAUUUGAAGGGCAGACAGUGGUGAAAUGUUGGGACUUUUUUUAGGAUUAAAUGCAUCAAAAAUAAAAGGUUUCUAUUUAAGUAAGGGCCAGACCUCUAAAGGAUGAAAGUGUGGGGACUGUUUUUAGAACAGAAUUAAAUGCAUCAAAAAAUGAAAGGUUUCUGAUUUUUGGAACUAAUGAAAAUUGCUUGACUUGGCUAAUAUACUUGGAGCCUAAGAAAUGCAUAGUUUGACUGCAUGGAUAAAUAAAUAUAGCAUCAGAAGUGCUUAAUGUGAACUGUCUUAAUCAAAGCUGCAGGUGAUAUGAAGAAUAGUUAGCAAAGAGGAUGCCAAGCUUUACUUAAAUCAUUUUUUUGUGUUUUAGAUGUGGUCCUUUGUUCUGCCUGCCAUCCAACUGAAAAUAUCAUAGCAUCUGGUGCCCUAGAGAAUGACAAAACUAUAAAAAUCUGGAAAUCUGAUUCAUAACAGGAGCAAUGCAAGCACCUGAGUUUCUGCAAUGCUGUUGUGCUAAGGAAAUAUAGUAUUACUUUUCAAACCUUAACACUUACUUCCAUGUAACGUCCCUUUUACAAAAUCAAUACUUCCAGAAAGCAGGUGAUCAGAAUAGACAAACUCAUAUAACUUCAAAAGUUUUCUCUGGAUAAUACACCCAAUUCUCAUCACUCAUUCACAAGGAACUUACAGCUGGUAUAAGGGAGACUUCUCUUUCUAAUUUUGGGGGUGAAGGGUUGAUAGUUAUGGCCAGAUUUGCUGCCAGUAGUGACAAACCAUUUCUCCCC